Trichoderma harzianum CBS 226.95 is the source of this 1350-nucleotide messenger RNA. RefSeq lists its product as hypothetical. The coding region runs from base 78 to 1229 and encodes 383 amino acids. Gene Ontology annotation, molecular function: NAD binding; 3-isopropylmalate dehydrogenase activity; magnesium ion binding. The record is from RefSeq and is a predicted model, not a curated record. The transcript has a single exon. Lineage: Eukaryota; Fungi; Ascomycota; Sordariomycetes; Hypocreales; Hypocreaceae. Gene Ontology annotation, cellular component: cytosol. Gene Ontology annotation, biological process: L-leucine biosynthetic process.
CCCGUAACAAUUCUCUACAAAACUCUCUCCAGCUAUUUUCUCUCACAGCCCUCGGAUAUUCGUCCACUAUCUGCGCCAUGCCUUCAUUCAAUAUCCUCGUCCUGGGCGGUGACCAUAUCGGCCCCGAGGUCGUCGCCGAGGCCGUCAAAGUUCUACAAUCCGCCGAGUCUCACCCAGCCGUGGCGGCCAAGGGCAUCAAGUUCAACCUGGACCAUGACCUGCUGGGUGGUCAGUCCAUUGACGUCCACGGCAUACCACUGACAGAGGCUGUGAUUGAGAAGGCCAAGAAAUCCCACGCUGUGCUCUUUGGUGCCGUCGGAGGGCCCAAAUGGGGCAUGACGGGUGAGCUCAGGCCUGAGACAUCGGUGCUGGAUCUUCGUCGUGCGCUCAACUGUUGGGCCAACAUCCGUCCGGCCAAAGUCCCUUCUAAUGGCGUGGCCAAGUGCUCACCCCUGAAGGAGUCUAUCGUUAAAGGCACUGACUUUAUUGUGCUACGUGAAAACUGUGGCGGCGUCUACUUUGGCGAUAAACAAGAAUUCUCGAGCGAGAAGCCGGACUACGCCAGCGAUGUUUGGGGAUAUCAUCGAUGGGAGGUCGAGCGCAUUGCCAAGAUGGCCGCGUACCUUUCACGCAAGCACGGUGGGACCAAAGGUCCCAGCAGGAUAACAAACAUUGACAAGGCUAAUGUACUUGCUGUGUGUCGCCUGUGGCGCGACGCUGUCUGGAAGAUCCGCGAUGCCGAGUUCCCUGACAUCCCCAUGACCAACCAGCUCUCCGACUCGCUAGCCCUCGUCAUGGUCAAAAAUCCGCGUUCGCUCAACGGCGUCGUGCUGUGCGACAACAUCUUUGGUGACUUGUUCUCUGACGAGGCCGCGGCUGUUGUUGGUUCGCUUGGAUUUUCGCCUUCCGCUUGCUUGGCUGGUAUCCCUGGUGACGGGACAAACUCGCCAGGCAUGUAUGAGCCGAGCCAUGGUUCUGCGCCGGACUUGCAGCCCAACUGUGCCAACCCUGUUGCCACUAUCCAGAGUGCUGCCAUGAUGCUACGGUACAGCUGCGAUCUCGACUUCUUGGCCGAUGCUAUAGAUGAGGCGAUCAGCGUUGCGCUUGAUGAUAAAGAGGCUGGCGGUCUGGAGGUGCGCACCGGUGACAUUGGUGGAUCUGCGUCAACCACCGAGAUGGGCGACGCCAUUGUCGCCUCACUCAAAGUUAUCCUAGAUAAGAUGGUUUGAAUUGUAAGGCAGAGCAUCUGUUAUGUCAUAAGGAGGACGACACAUGGCCCGGGAAAGGCAGCAUAGAUCAUUAGGAAGUUGGUGUAUAAAAUCAUCGUUUGAUAGCAAUACAUGUGUACAG